AUGUAUAAGUUCAUAAAAUUGCUCUUAGGUCGUAAAUGCUCUGAAUGCGAAGACUAUUUCUGGGGAGAUCCAACCACUGUGGAAGGAUGUAAGAGAUGUGAAUGCAAUCCAACUGGAUCAGCUAGUCAACAAUGUCACCGCAACAAUGGAACAUGUGUUUGUCUGCCUGGCUCCGGAGGAGAUUUCUGCAAUGAAUGUGCGCGUGGAUACACAGGAACAUGGCCGUAUUGUCAGCCAUGUGGAGAAUGCUUCCAUCAGUGGGAUAAUAUUAUCCAAGGACUUAAAUCGCAAGUCGAAAACCUUGUCAAUACUGCAAGCAACAUCGAGGAUACUGGUGUGGCUUCUGCCUAUGACGGAGAGUUUGAAAAUAUGGAGAAAAUCUUGGAUGAAACGAAAAAGAAGUUGUCUGAUGCAAAUGUUAGCAAAGAACAUAUUGAACAGCUGGACAAUGAGGUGGCUAAGCUGAAGAAAGAGGUUGCGGGAGCUCGCGAGAGACUGGACGGAAUUGAAGCGCGAGUCUCGAACGCAACGCAGUCAGUCGAUUUUGCUCAAGAAGACCUCAAACAGCUCCAAACUGAUGCCACUCGUCUCACGGAGGCUGCUGAUGAUUUGCGCGAAAGAACGAACAAGAUUAAGGAAGCUGAUGUGCAGGGAGCCUACAAUAUCACAAAAGAAUCGGCUGCGCGAUCUCUGAAUGCCCAGCGUCGAACGGAUGCUGCUAUUGGCAAGUUAGCUGAAGCGGAAAGUGAAGCUAGAGAUGCUGAAGCUCUUCUUGAGAAGAACAGAGAAGACUUUGACAAGCAGUACUCCGAGAACGAAGCAGCUCUUGCUGAGAGUGAACAUAAGAUCCAUAUGCUUGAAGGAGCUUUACCACAAUUGAAUGCGGAAGUAUGCGGUGGAGAGUCUGCUCCUUGUGAUGCCCUUUGUGGAGGUAAUAUUCAUGAUAAACAGUUUUAUGUAACGUUUUUGUUGAUACAAUAUAUUUUCAACUGCACGAAUUUGAUGUAUUGGCGUUGCUUAGGUCCUGGUGUUUGCGGGUUCUGUGGCGGACAGUCUUGUCUGGCCGGAGCUGUCAGUAAAGCUGAUCAAGCUAGGAGUUUCUCUCUUGAAGCUGAUUUGAAGCUGAAUGAAAAGCAGAAAGAAGCUGAAGAGGUACUCAUUUGCUUUCUUGGUUAUCUUAUUCAUUUA
This is a messenger RNA of Strongylus vulgaris, 1188 nucleotides long. Lineage: Eukaryota; Metazoa; Nematoda; Chromadorea; Rhabditida; Strongylidae. The record is from the annotation of a GenBank genome assembly.